Penicillium maclennaniae is the source of this 2229-nucleotide messenger RNA. RefSeq names its product glycine--tRNA ligase. Gene Ontology annotation, cellular component: mitochondrion; cytoplasm. The transcript has 3 exons. Gene Ontology annotation, molecular function: ATP binding; glycine-tRNA ligase activity. The coding region runs from base 1 to 2229 and encodes 742 amino acids. The record is from RefSeq and is a predicted model, not a curated record. NCBI's taxonomy places the organism in Eukaryota, Fungi, Ascomycota, Eurotiomycetes, Eurotiales, Aspergillaceae. Gene Ontology annotation, biological process: mitochondrial glycyl-tRNA aminoacylation.
AUGACUCAAUUGCUACCGCGCAUUUCCCCCCGCUCUUUUCUUCCCCCUCCAUCGAUUCUCGCUAGGACUUUCACCUGCUCGCCCGCGCUCCAGAAGCAGAACCGCAAUCCCAAGAUGGCCACCGUCAAAACUAAGACCGGCCAGGAGGUCGACCGCCUCGUGCUGGACUCCAUGCUCCGCCGCCGCAUGUUCUACACCCCCUCCUUCGAGAUCUACGGUGGUGUCUCUGGUCUUUAUGACUAUGGCCCUCCCGGUACUGCUUUGAUCGCCAACCUGACCGACACAUGGCGCAAGCACUUCGUACUCGAGGAGGAUAUGCUUGAGGUCGACUGCAGCAUGCUCACCCCCCACGAAAUUCUCAAGACUUCCGGGCAUGUGGACAAGUUCGCCGAUUGGAUGUGCAAAGACCCCAAGACUGGCGAGAUCUUCCGUGCCGAUCACUUGGUUGAGGAGGUGCUCGAAUCCCGCUUGAAGGGUGACAAGGAAGCUCGUGGACACAAGGUUGAGGUUGACGCCGAGAAGGAGGCUAAGAAGAAGAAGAAGUCCAAGGGCGAGACUAAGGCUGUCAAGCUUGACGAUGCGCUCGUGAAGGAGUAUGAAGAGUGCCUCGCCCAGAUCGACAACUUCGACGGCCCCGAUCUUGAGAAGAUCAUCAUCAAGUAUGACAUUCGCAACCCCGCCACCGGCGGUGCCGUGCAGCCCCCCGUCGCUUUCAACCUCAUGUUCCAAACCUCCAUUGGUCCCAGCAGCAACAUGCCCGGCUACCUUCGCCCCGAGACUGCCCAAGGCCAAUUCUUGAACUUCCAAAAGCUGCUCGAGUUCAACCAGCAGGGUAUGCCCUUCGCCUCUGCCUCCAUUGGCAAGUCUUUCCGUAACGAGAUUUCUCCUCGCGCCGGUCUUCUGCGUGUCCGUGAGUUCCUCAUGGCUGAAAUUGAGCACUUUGUCGAUCCUGAGGGUGGCAAGAAGCACCCUCGCUUCGCCGAGGUCAAGGACAUUGAGAUGUCCCUGCUUGACCGCAACGUCCAGCUAUCCGGUAGCACCCAGACCACCAAGAUGACUAUCGGCAAGGCUGUUGAAACUGGCCUCGUCGACAACGAGACUCUGGGUUACUUCCUCGCCCGUAUCCAGCUCUUCCUGAUCAAGAUUGGUGUUGACUUCACCAAGCUCCGGUUCCGUCAGCACAUGGCCAACGAGAUGGCUCACUACGCCCAGGACUGCUGGGAUGCGGAGCUGCACACCAGCUACGGCUGGAUUGAGUGUGUCGGCUGCGCUGACCGCAGUGCUUACGAUUUGACCGUGCACAAGAACAAGACCGGUGCCCCUCUCGUUGUUCGCGAGACUCGCGCUGAGCCUCUGCGCAUUGAGGAGUGGCAAAUUGACCUCGAGAAGAAGAAGUUCGGUCCCCGCUUCAAGAAGGACGCCAAGACCGUCGAGACUGCUAUCGAUGCUCUCUCCCAGGAGCUUCGCGAGAAGCUUUCCCUUGACCUGAACAACAACGGCAAGAUCGAGAUCGAUGUUGAGGGUGUUGGCUCCGGUAAGGUUGAGCUGGACAAGGAGCUGAUCAACAUUGAGAAGCGCACUCGUGUUGAGAAUGUUCGCGAAUACACUCCCAACGUCAUUGAGCCGUCCUUCGGUAUCGGCCGUAUUUUGUACAGCAUGAUUGAGCACGUCUACUGGUCUCGUGAUGGUGACGAGGCUCGUGGUGUUCUUUCUUUCCCCCCGGCUGUCGCUCCUACAAAGGUUCUCCUGGUUCCCCUCUCUACCAACCCUGCCUUCAAGCCUCUGGUCCAGACUCUGUCUUCCAAGCUGCGCAAGCUUGGUAUUUCCAGUCGUGUGGACGACUCCUCCGCCAGUAUCGGAAAGCGUUAUGCCCGUAACGACGAACUGGGUACUCCCUUCGGUAUCACCGUUGACUUCCAGUCCGUCAAGGACAACACUAUCACCCUGCGUGACCGUGACUCGACCAAGCAGGUCCGUGCCAGUGAGGACGAGAUCAUGGCUGCUCUUAAGUCGCUCACCGACGGCGACGAGACCUGGGCGGAUAUCAUCAAGCGCCUGCCAGAGUUCACUGGCCAGGAGUCGCUUCUCGAUACCUCACGCCGAGAUGAAAUUACAGAAGCUGUGGAAAUGAACUUGUCGCGCGACGAGGACUCGGUCACGUCACUCGCUGUCGCGCCUCAAAAUGCGGAUGAAGCGCAUUCGCUGGUGGUCCUGAGCUGGUAUCAAUAG